ACCAUGCGCGGUCACCUCUGCCCCGGAAGUGGUUGCGAUGCAGCGUCUGAGUUAGCAUGCACAAAGUUCAAUUCCGCUAGAUGAAUUGUGUUUUCUCGUGUGUGUGUGAAACCAUUCCAAUUGCUAGUGAAAUCACCCCUGCCUGCUCUGCUUAAGACACGUGAUCAAUGACGGCUUUGGUCAGCCAUGGCUGCCGUGUCAUGGAAGGAGAUGCUACUUUUGACUGGACUGGUGGUGGGAUGUUACUGGAACAGUCUGGCGUGCGGCUUUGCGUUUGAUGAUGUCUCUGCAAUCCUCGACAACAAGGACCUUCGACCGUCAACUCCUGUCCGCAACCUUUUCCUCAAUGAUUUCUGGGGGACGCCCAUGGCUGAGGAGAGGAGCCAUAAGUCCUACCGACCCCUCACCGUAUUCACCUUCCGGCUGAACUACCUCUUCAGUGAGCUGAGCGCAGCUUCAUACCAUCUGCUCAAUGUGGUUUUACACGCUGUGGUGUGUGUGCUUUUCCUGCGAGUGACCCGAUUGUUCCUGGAUGGGACUUUCAGCUUGGUGGCGGCUCUGCUGUUUGCUGUGCAUCCCAUUCAUACCGAAGCUGUCACAGGUGUGGUUGGCAGAGCUGAACUUCUCUCUUCAAUCUUCCUCCUGGCUGCAUUCCUUGCCUACACAAAAUCAACAGGUGCAGACCACUCCAUUGUUUGGGCACCCAUCGCUUUGACAGUAGUUUUAGUCGCUGCAGCAACACUGUGCAAAGAGCAGGGAAUCACUGUCGUUGGCAUCUGCUGUGUCCAUGAAGUGUUUGUUGCACAAGGGUUUACCCUGCCCAUGCUGUUGGACACACUGCGGCAAGUUGUGCAGGGUAAAGAUGGUUUUCCCUACGCUCUCCUCCAAACUCUGGUGAAGCUCAUUGUCCUCGUCAUCAGCACCCUGCUGCUCGUCAUCGUCAGGGUCCAAGUCAUCCAGUCACAGCUUCCUGUCUUCACCAGAUUUGAUAACCCAGCGGCAGUCAGCCCCACUCCUACAAGACAACUCACUUUCAAUUACCUACUUCCUCUCAAUGCAUGGCUUCUGCUGAAUCCCUCAGAGCUUUGCUGCGACUGGACCAUGGGCACCAUCCCUCUGGUGGAGUCACUUGUAGAUCUUCGCAACCUGGCCACCCUGGUCUUCUACACUUUUCUCGGCCUGUUGGCCUAUUACAGCCUGCGCAACAGACACAGCUCUGCCAAGACUGUCAUCAUGGCCCUGUCUUUGAUCGUCCUUCCUUUUAUUCCUGCAUCCAACCUCUUCUUCCCUGUGGGUUUCGUUGUGGCAGAGAGGGUACUUUAUGUGCCCAGUAUGGGCUUCUGUGUUCUUGUUGCACAUGGGUUCAAGAUUGUCUCGCAUAAAGGUCACUUGAAGAUGUCCUGGCUGAUGAUUGGAGUGCUUUUAACUACACAUGCAGUGAAAACCUUCAACAGGAACUGGGACUGGGAGUCAGAAUAUACUCUGUUCACCUCUGCCCUUAAGGUUAACAAGAACAAUGCCAAGUUGUGGAACAAUGUUGGCCAUGCUCUAGAGAACCAAAAUAAUUAUGAAAAGGCCUUGCAGUUUUUUCUCCAGGCCACUCGUGUCCAGCCAGAUGACAUUGGUGCUCACAUGAAUGUUGGAAGAACCUACAAGAACUUGAACAAGUCCAAAGAGGCAGAAGAGGCCUACUUGGUUGCCAAAUCCCUCAUGCCACAGGUUAUUCCUGGUAAGAAGUAUGCGACUCGUGUGGCUCCUAACCAUCUGAACGUUUACAUAAAUCUGGCCAAUCUGAUUCGGGCCAACGAAUCGCGUCUAGAAGAGGCCGACCAGCUCUACCGACAAGCGAUCAGCAUGAGACCAGACUUCAAACAAGCAUACAUUAGCAGAGGGGAGCUCCUACUGAAGAUGAACAAGCUCACAGAGGCCCGGGACGCCUACCUCCGAGCCUUGGAGCUUGAUCGUGCCAAUGCUGAUCUGUGGUACAACCUGGCUAUCGUCAAUAUUGAAAUGAAGGACCCAUCAGAGGCCCUGAAGAACUUCAACCACGCCCUGGACCUCAACCCACGCCACAAGCUGGCGCUCUUCAACUCGGCACUUCUCAUGCAGGAGUCAGGUGAUCCAAAGUUCUGGCCUGAGGCUAACCGUAGAUUCCUCACCUAUGUGGAGGAGGAGCCUGAAGACGCCAACGGCUACUUCAACCUUGGUAUGCUAGCAAUGGACGCCAAUGAAAAUGCAGCAGCCGAGAGGUGGAUGCGCAAAGCCAUCGGUUUGCAGGCCGGCUUCCGCAGUGCUCUGUUUAACCUGGCGUUGCUUUACUCUCAGUCCAAACGUGAGAUUAAUGCAUUGCCUGUGUUGGACGAACUCCUGCGCCACCACCCGGAGCACAUCAAGGGUCUGAUUCUGAAGGGCGACAUCCUCAUGAACCACAAGAAGGACACAAAUGGAGCCAAAGCCUGCUUUGAGCGCAUUUUACACAUGGACCCCACCAAUGUUCAAGGCAAGCACAAUUUGUGCGUGGUAUACUUCGAGGAGCGUGACCUGCCACGGGCCGAGCGCUGCCUGGAGGAAACACUGGCCCUGGCACCAAACGAGGAGUAUGUGCGUCGUCACUUGAGCAUUGUGCGCAGUAAAAUGGCUGCCAUGAGCUCAGCAGGGCAUCCGCUUACUUCAGCAAAGGGAGCCACUGUGACAGCCAAGCAGGAAGAGCUGAGCAAAGUCAAGGAAGUGAUUGAGGAGGUUGCUGAGGGUGGGGAGGAAGGGAGGGGUGUUGAUGCUGUUGGAAAUGGGGCUGGGGAUGAGAAGAAUGUGCGGAAAUCCUCUGUAGAAAGCCUCGGCGGUGUGGGUGUGGAUAAACCAGAGUCUUUGGACAAUAGCCAGUCUGACAAGCGGACUAAGGGUAAGUCCACAAAAGAGAUUACAGAUAUAGAGAAAAAAAGAGCAGCUGCCUUGAAGAGACUAGAGGAGAUUGAGCGCAUAUUAAGUGGUGAUUGACAUUUUUGUUUAUAGCUGGACUACUUUUAUAGAGCUCUUUACGCAGUCUUAAUCAAUUGCCAUUUCGUUUGAUUUAAUCAUGCAGGGCCGCUCAGCAUGAUCUUGUUUUUCUAACACGGAUUGUGUAAAGAAGGGAAAUGGCACAUGAAACUAAUAAUAAUAAGCACAAAGCCAAUUUGGGAUAAUCUAUUUAAAGCUUAAGGCACAUGUAGAUGCGCGUGUGUGUGUGUGUGCGUGUGUGUGCGUGCAUGUGUGUGUGUACGUGUGUGUGUGUGUGUGUGUACGUGUACGCUUGAUAUAAAUGGGAUCUCGCAUAUCAUAGGUCUCCAGCAGUUAUACGUAUUUUCUUCUCUUUUUUUUUCAAAUGUGUAGUCAUUGUUUAUCACUGGAUUUUUCUUUUCUAUUUGUUCACUAAGAUGUGACUCACUUUGUGUUAUUGUCUUUAAAAACAGAAUGAUUGUAUCAUGAACAAUUAAAGGAAAUGAUGUGUUCCCCAGAUUUCCUCAAGGCAGGAUGAUAUCUGCAGAGUCUGUGCCUCUGAAUGACCCAAACCACACUGAGAGCAAAAUAACCUGUUACCACAUCAACCUCGAGGCUCACGAUCCAUUUCGAUGUCUGCAAAUAUUUAUUGAUCUUUCCUGCCACUUCCUGUCGACUACAUCAUCAGCCUGUACGCUCACAGCUGCCUUCACUUCAAAAUUUGAUUGUGAUCCCAUUUAAAGACUAUUAUUUCAUUCCCUUUGUCACAUUACCUAAUUGCAUCUCCACGUCCGGCUGCCAACCUUUAGACACUGCAGCCUUAUUGUGUUUUUUUCCCAGAGAAUGUUUUAUUUUUCUCGGUAAACUGCCCCACUCAAAAGUCUUUGACCUGGGAAACGCCUAUACAGUGUGACCGUCAACAAUGAUGUACUCUCAUCCUCAGCGUCAGGCUUCAUCAUGUGUUCUUCAUUUUCCUCCCACUUCACAGGAGGAAUUUUUACAGCACAUUUGUGGAAAACAGAUCUCCUCCUUCAUCCUGCUCCACAGUAGCAAUGAUGUGUUAUCGUUCUGGUACUAAAAUAUCAUUUGGAUUUUCCACAUUUUUAGGUUUUUGUAGUGUCCUUUGUAUCCACUUUCUUCAGUAUUAUCACUCUGAGUUGAUAAAUACUCAGCGUCUCUCUGUAGUCACUUCCAAAAGCUUUGUCCAAGUAAACAAAUUAAAACUUGAAAUAAUCUCAAAACUUCACAAAUCCUUCCUGUUCCUGUUUGCGCUGGCUUCUCUCCUCUGUCACAACAACUCUGUUACGAUUGAAAGAACAAUUUGUGUUAUUGCACACGUGUGGAGCAUAGCCAAGGGGAGCCCCGAUGGUCAUGAACUUAACAAGAGCAGACCUGUGAUUAGCUGUGAGGCAGGUCCGUUGUGUUUAGCUCAUCACACCCAUUACAAAGCAACAGCUCUCAUGAUGUUCCAGUUUUUCGCUUCAAGGUGUAAUAAUUAGUUUUCAGCUCAAUGGUAAUGCUCAGUGCAAUUUUUCGAAGUGGUGUUAAGGAAAGAACACUGAUAACUGUCACUUAGGAGCCAUGCUUUGUAUUGACCCUGUUAAGUCCUGAAAUUCUAUGUACAUAUAAUUCCAGUGUUCUUUUCAUCCAGUGUUAUUUAUUCCUUUUUACAUGCACUGCAAAUGCUGUCACUGAUUUUUUUCACCGAUGACAGUAUGCUUUGAAUCCAUGGUGCAUUAUUUUGUCACUGCUCAUUUUUCCCAAUUACUCUAUUACUUGAUGUUUGGAACAUUAAAUCAGCAAGUCUGGCCCAAAGAAGUAGGUACAGCUUUGAACGAGGAAGCUUUUGGUUUGCAACAUAUUCUUUGUCACAUCAUUUUGCUGUGUGAAUGACUUUUUUUCUUGUACAAUUUCAGUUUUGUUUUUUUCAUGCAAUAACCCUUGGUGGUGGGGGUCUAGGUUAUUAAAUAAAGUGAGGUGACAACUCA
Molecule: messenger RNA, 4961 nt
Organism: Pleuronectes platessa (European plaice)
Lineage: Eukaryota; Metazoa; Chordata; Actinopteri; Pleuronectiformes; Pleuronectidae
Gene: tmtc3
Product: transmembrane O-mannosyltransferase targeting cadherins 3
Exons: 14
Coding region: 187-2994 (935 amino acids)
Biological process (GO): protein O-linked glycosylation via mannose
Cellular component (GO): endoplasmic reticulum
Molecular function (GO): mannosyltransferase activity; protein binding
Source: RefSeq, a predicted model, not a curated record